AUGUACAGCAAAAGCCGUGUCUAUAUCCUUGGAGUUGGGAAUAUUGGAAAGUUUUUUGCGUACGCAUUAAGGAAGCAACACCCUGGGUUGCCUAUCUCACUGCUUUUCCAUCGACCCAGCCUUAUUGGUGACUGGGAUGCGUCCGGAAGAACUAUAGAGUGUGUUACAGAUGCAGUUUCCGAUAAACGAACGGGUUUCGACGUGGAAAUCGUAUCCUCGACAGAUCCAAUUGAUAAUUUGAUUGUAGCAACCAAGACUACUGUCACAGCCUGCGCUUUAGGUUCAGUCAAACACCGUCUUCGCAAAUCAUCCAAUAUCUUGUUUUUGCAGAAUGGAAUCGGUACUACAGACGAAGUGUCAGCUCUAGUGUUCAGGGAUGCGAAUUCACGGCCAUCAUACUGGGUUGGAGUUUGCAGCUGCAGCAUAUAUCGUGUAUCUCCUUUCUCCAUCGUUCAUGCUGGUCGAGGAGCUAUUGAGUUAGGGCCAGUCUCGAGUGCAUCCCAUGCUCCGACUUGUGGCAUACCAACGAGCUCGGCACGGCCUGAUUUCAUAACUCAACUUCUCGAGGUGCCAGACAUAGAGGCAGUCCUGAUAGGGCUAGAUCAGACAAAGGCAGCACAGCUACGAAAACUCACCGUCAAUGCAGUGCUCAAUCCUUUAACUGCGAUAUUUCGGUGCAGCAGGGGUGAACUGCUCGAUCACCCACAGCGGUUUAGCUUUAUGGAAGCACUUUUCCAAGAGGUUGCCGAUAUCGUUCGCGCACUAACGUCUGGAGUGCCUCAAAGCUCUGAAGACCAGCUCUUUGAAAAGCAAAACCUCUGGUCGCUGGUGCUAAGAGUUGCUGAGAGUUCAAGAGAAAGUACGAGCUCAAUGCUUCAUGACAUUGAAGCGGGACAGAAAACCGAGAUCGAUUACAUUAACGGAUAUAUUGCAUCGCAAGCACAACAACGUGGCCUCACUUGCUUCAGAAACAACGUUGUUGUCACUAUGGUUAAAAGACGACAGUGCAUUACGGACAAUGAAAUAGAGACUGUGUUAAAAACACAUGACCCAAUAUCAGCAAGUACGCUGUUCAAGAUAGAGGUGCAAAGUGCGUAA
Bipolaris zeicola 26-R-13 is the source of this 1098-nucleotide messenger RNA. RefSeq lists its product as uncharacterized. Gene Ontology annotation, biological process: pantothenate biosynthetic process. The coding region runs from base 1 to 1098 and encodes 365 amino acids. The record is from RefSeq and is a predicted model, not a curated record. Lineage: Eukaryota; Fungi; Ascomycota; Dothideomycetes; Pleosporales; Pleosporaceae. Gene Ontology annotation, molecular function: NADP binding; 2-dehydropantoate 2-reductase activity. The transcript is spliced from 3 exons. Gene Ontology annotation, cellular component: mitochondrion; cytoplasm.